AUGAGCCCGAUCCAAUAUGAGUCUCUGCUGGAUCAGCCCGCGCUGAGCCCGCCGCCUGGUAUUGAGCCACAGUUCGACAACCCACCCAGUCUCAAACAUGCGGGUUUUGGCAUAACGGUGACCCUCUUGGUUCUCAUCACCUUGCUUUUUAGCAUGCGAACGUUUGUUAAGGUUCGAAUCAAUCAUCACCUAGCGUUAGAAGAUUACCUUUUGCUUGUAUCGUGGGUUGCCUAUAGCGGAGGCUUCACCGCGAUCGCCUUUCUCAUCGCCGACAAACAUGUCGGCACUCACCAAUGGAACCUUACUGUUCGACAAUAUAUAGAUUUUCUCAAGACCUUCCAAGUUGGAUCCAUUUUGUACAACAUCGUCGUUCUUCCACUAAAAGUAGCCAUCGCGCUGCAAAUGAUACGUUUCUUCGUCGCGCCUGGCAUCAGAGACCUAACCUUCUGGAUUUCGCACAUGCUCAUCUGGAUUAAUGUCGUAUUCUACAUCACCGCCACAUUCAUGCUCAUCUUCGCCUGCAAACCUGGAAAUCCAAAUCCAAAUGGACGCUGCCUGGACACCGGCGCUCUCCUCAUAUCCACUGCAUCUCUCAACACCAUCUCCGACGCACUCAUGUUGGUGCUCCCCCAACGAGUGAUUUGGGACCUUCGAAUGCCUUUGAAACGCAAACUAGGACUGGCUUCCGCCUUCCUGGUCGCCUUACUUGCACUUGGCUCAUCCGUUGUUCGAGUCUACUUCGCCAUACAGAUCAAGAACAGUCCCGACGUCAGCUACAACGUCGGUCUUCUAGGUCUCUGGUCACUACCAGAGAUGGCGAUCGGUUUCCUGAUCGCCUGCCUUCCCUACUUCCCCAAAUUCCUGCGGUACAUGGGCCGCAAACCCUUCGCCGCCGCGAUACUAGCAAAGUGGCGGUUGAUAUUCCCCUCGUCAGCAGCGACGAGCCACAAGUCCGACGAGCCAGGAGCGCCGCCCGUCGGUGCACGUGCGAACGGCCGAGCGUCGAGAGUCGUCGUCACCGACAUCGAGUUCGACGAGCUCGUCGCACGCUCGACGGGAUCCGAGAUAUUAGACAGGCCCGACCUUGUGUACCACGGUCCCGCGCGCUGGGCCCAGCGAGUGCGUCGCUACCGGCAGGAGCACCCAGACGAAGAGUGGCCACCAAUAGAAGAGGCAUCUGCGACAGUGGCAUACAGUGCGAAGGAAGCGAGUCCACCAGCAUCACUGGCAUCAGCAUCGGAGGGCGUCACGAUUACGAAUAAUAGCACGCGCGGCACCCGCGAUUGA
Aaosphaeria arxii CBS 175.79 is the source of this 1287-nucleotide messenger RNA. RefSeq lists its product as uncharacterized. The transcript has 4 exons. The record is from RefSeq and is a predicted model, not a curated record. Lineage: Eukaryota; Fungi; Ascomycota; Dothideomycetes; Pleosporales. The coding region runs from base 1 to 1287 and encodes 428 amino acids.